This is a messenger RNA of Diospyros lotus (date-plum), 2834 nucleotides long. RefSeq names its product glucan endo-1,3-beta-glucosidase 8-like. Bases 1264 to 2724 code for a protein of 486 amino acids. Gene Ontology annotation, molecular function: hydrolase activity, hydrolyzing O-glycosyl compounds. Lineage: Eukaryota; Viridiplantae; Streptophyta; Magnoliopsida; Ericales; Ebenaceae. Gene Ontology annotation, biological process: carbohydrate metabolic process. The transcript is spliced from 3 exons. Gene Ontology annotation, cellular component: plasma membrane. The record is from RefSeq and is a predicted model, not a curated record.
AACUAGUGGCGAGCAACGUGGGCAGAGUUGUCAGCGAACUGGUCAGAUUAAUAGAUAAAGAGAAAAAGGAUUUAGAUUUUAGGAAUCUCUCCUCUUUCCUUUGUUUGUUUGGGAAGUGGGAUUGUGUGUGGAUGAAUCCCCUCCUACCUUUUCUUUUCUACGAAAUUAAUUAAAUACUAGUAAUUCUUCGUUGGUUCCGCAUUUAUUUUAUUUUAUUUUAUUUGGCAACUUCUUCAUAGAUAGUCUUCUUUCUUCUUGUUCUUUCCUUACGAGGGACGCGCAGGGAGAGACUUGUACGUAGUUGAUCCUUUUUUCUAUCGUCCCUUUCACGAGAUACAUACAGGACGACGAGGACGAGCAGUUAAUUUCAGAACACCCCUUUCAAAAGGAAUCUUAUUCCUUAUUCAAAGCAGAUUUCGAAACAUUAUCAACUUCUUCCUUUUUGUCUCUCAUCCUCCCCGAUUAUAAUAAUAAUUGAAUUUCAUCUUUAUAGCUGAUUCCUGACUUCCUGAAUUUUUUUCUUAAGAGUACAAUCUUUGGCCGCCGCCGCCGCUGUUGUCUCGGCGACCUCCUUCACAGUUCAAUCGCCGAUCCACCAGGAACAGAUAUAUAGGUCCUUCCUCCUUUACGCUGCCAAUAUCUCAUAAACCAUUAUUCUGAUUGUCGGUUAUCUAGACGCUUCUUCUUCUGCUUCUUAUUAAUUAUUUCAGUACGACCCCUGUUUUUUCUCAUGAUUUUGGAGUACCCAUCUUCCACAAUCCAGAGUCGCCGCCUCUGGCUUUCGCGUUGAGUUUGUAAUCAUCGUUAUCUUGGGGGCAAUCGGCUAUACCUUGCUUUCUGUUACUUUGCUGCCUUUCUAAGUAAUUUUUUUCUCUCAAUCAAUAAAGUUUUCUGUAUUCCGUCUCUUUUCGACUUUCUUCAGUCGAUCCUUCACUUUUCGGCCGUUCACUUUUAGAUCCUUCACUUUUCGUCCGUUCAGUCGAUUCUUUUCACUUUAUUUGGCACCACGUAUCUUCUUUUUAUCUUCGCAAUAAAAUCCUGAUUUCCCUUGCUCAUCCACCACAAAGUCGGUUGCCCUUUUCCUGCUGCCCUCGUUUUGACUAGAACACUACACAUCGUAGAACGAGAGUCAAAUUAUGUUUCCCAUUGAAUUCCUGAAGGGCUAAAAUUAACCCAUUAAUUUUCUGAGAAUAUCUAGUUCAGCUUGUUAGUGAAAAGAAAGAUCUGAUUUUUCGGUGCUUGCGAAGUUCUGUUAUUUGAAAUAUGGGAAUUGGGGUUGGAUGGAAAAUGCUAAAGCUGUGGAUGUAUCUGUGUGUAUUGAUUAUGGGAGUUGAGGGGCUUGGCGUGAACUGGGGUACGAUGGCGACCCACAAGUUGCCUCCCAAAGCUGUUGUUAAGAUGUUACAGGACAAUGGGAUUCAGAAGGUGAAGCUGUUUGAUGCGGAGCAGUCCACCAUGAGUGUUCUUACUGGCUCUAACAUUGAAGUCAUGGUUGCAAUUCCUAAUGAUCAGCUCGCCGCCAUGACCAGUUACGAUCGAGCUAAGGACUGGGUACGCCGGAAUGUUACCCGUUACAAUUUCAAUGGCGGCGUUAACAUUAAGUAUGUAGCAGUUGGAAACGAACCUUUCCUCACAUCCUACAACAACUCAUUCUUGAAUGUUACCCUACCGGCCCUUCAAAACAUCCAGAAUGCCCUCAAUGAAGCUGGGGUUGGGAACUCCAUAAAGGCUACUGUGCCCUUAAAUGCUGACGUUUAUGAAUCGCCAGAAAACAAUCCCGUCCCUUCUGCUGGAAGGUUCAGGUCAGAUAUCAAUGGACUGAUGGUUCAGAUUGCCCAGUUCCUACACCAGAACAAUGCUCCAUUCACAGUAAAUAUUUACCCUUUUCUCAGUCUCUAUGGGAAUGACAACUUCCCUUUCGACUAUGCUUUCUUUGAUGGGACUAGUUCUCCUGUAGUUGAUAAUAAUAUUCAAUAUACCAAUGUAUUUGAUGCCAACUUCGAUACCUUGGUUUCUGCCCUGAAAGCAGCAGGGUUCGGUGAAAUGGCCGUUAUGGUAGGGGAGGUGGGUUGGCCCACAGAUGGCGACAAGAAUGCUAAUUCAAAUUAUGCCUAUAGGUUUUACAAUGGGCUCUUACCAAGACUUGCAGCCAACAAGGGCACCCCACUUCGACCGGGAUAUAUAGAAGUUUACUUGUUUGGACUUAUUGAUGAGGAUGCCAAGAGUAUAGCUCCCGGGAACUUUGAACGCCACUGGGGAAUUUUCAGGUAUGAUGGGCAACCAAAAUUCCCGAUGGAUCUUUCUGGUCGUGGACAAAACAAGUAUCUUGUGGCUGCAGAGAAUGUGAAGUAUCUUCCAACAAGAUGGUGCACAUUUAAUCCAAAUGCCAAGGAUUUAAGCAAACUUGCGGAUAACAUCAAUUAUGCUUGUACAUUCGCAGAUUGCACAGCACUCGGGUAUGGAUCUUCUUGUAAUGGCCUGGAUACUAAUGGAAAUGCUUCAUAUGCAUUCAACAUGUAUUUCCAGGUACAGAAUCAAGCAAAUUUGAGCUGUAAUUUCGAAGGUCUAGCUGUGGAAACUACACAAAACAUAUCACAAGGAAAUUGCAAUUUUAUCGUGCAGAUAGCUUCCCAUUCUCCCCCGGGUCCGGGGCAUUCUCUCCUGUCUUUGGCGGUAUUUGUGGUUUUUUUUGCUGGUUUUGCUGUAAGGCAACUGGGUUUGUAAAUACUUUGUUCGUGUUGUCAUUAUUUUUCUCCCUUCUCUCACAUGCAGAGACUAUUGGGUUACUUUUGCCCCCAUUGGUUGAUUCAAUAAGACUACAAGUAAUUCAUUAA